Diaporthe citri is the source of this 471-nucleotide messenger RNA. RefSeq lists its product as uncharacterized. Gene Ontology annotation, cellular component: plasma membrane; eisosome. Bases 1 to 471 code for a protein of 156 amino acids. The transcript has a single exon. Gene Ontology annotation, biological process: protein localization to plasma membrane; eisosome assembly. The record is from RefSeq and is a predicted model, not a curated record. NCBI's taxonomy places the organism in Eukaryota, Fungi, Ascomycota, Sordariomycetes, Diaporthales, Diaporthaceae.
AUGGAGAUCAUCCAGAUAGCCAUCCGAGGCCUGCAGCUCCUUUGGAUCAUCAUCCUGACCGCCCUCCUCGGGAACGUCAUCGCGACCAGUAAUAAUGGCUCCUUCGUCUCCGCCGCCGCCGUCAACUUCUCCAUGUUCGUCACCGUCUUGGGCUGGCUAGUGACCCUCUACGGGCUGGCCGUCGCCUUUGUGGAGUCGCUCGCCGUCCCCAUCGUCGUGAUGGCCACAGACGCCCUGGUCGUGCUAUUCACCCUCAUUGACGCCAUCGUGUUGGCCGCGCUGCUGGGCGUGCCCAACUGCGGCAAGGAGGACAACGAGAAGAAGUGCCGCGAGCUGCAGGCCAGCACGGUCUUCAUGUGGUUCCUUUUCGGCACCUUUGCCGCCUCCCUAGCUUUCGCCCUUCUGGGCUACCGGAGGGGCGGCGGCUCAGUCAGGUCGGGCGGCCCUCACAUGGCACAGGUUAGGGUCUAA